Molecule: messenger RNA, 3656 nt
Organism: Hemibagrus wyckioides
Lineage: Eukaryota; Metazoa; Chordata; Actinopteri; Siluriformes; Bagridae
Gene: elovl2
Product: ELOVL fatty acid elongase 2
Exons: 8
Coding region: 122-1009 (295 amino acids)
Biological process (GO): fatty acid elongation, monounsaturated fatty acid; fatty acid elongation, polyunsaturated fatty acid; very long-chain fatty acid biosynthetic process
Cellular component (GO): endoplasmic reticulum membrane; endoplasmic reticulum
Molecular function (GO): fatty acid elongase activity
Source: RefSeq, a predicted model, not a curated record
ACCCAUGUCACAACUGCGGAGGCGAAACGGCGUCGACGUUUAAUCACAGACAGAACAAGGUCUGUGCAUUCACCAAGUGGCAUAAUUUUCUAGCCUAAAAACGACUGAAAGAAGCCUAGCCAUGGGUUUCAUUGGAAAGAACUAUUUCAUUGCCAUUGACACAUGGUUAAAUUCUGCAGUGGAUAAACUAUUUGGAGAGAGAGAUCCAAGAGUACGAGGUUGGCUGCUACUGGACUCCUGCACACCCACUCUUGUCCUCACCUUCAUCUACAUCCUGAUAGUCUACCUGGGACCAAAGUAUAUGAGGAACAAGAUACCUUACUCUUUGAAGAAUAUAUUGUUAUUGUAUAACUUUGGUGUCACCAUACUCUCUUUCUACAUGCUGGUGGAGCUUAUUUCAGCAACCUGGUCGGCUGGGUACAAAUUAACAUGCCAAGGGCUAUUUGAUGCAGGGGAGGGGGACAUCAGGGUAGCAAAAGUGCUGUGGUGGUACUACUUCUCUAAGCUAAUCGAGUUCCUCGACACCAUCUUCUUCAUACUAAGAAAGAAGAACAAUCAGAUUACCUUCUUGCACGUGUAUCACCAUGCCUCCAUGUUUAACAUCUGGUGGUGUGUUCUCAACUGGAUCCCAUGUGGACAGAGUUUCUUUGGACCCACACUGAAUAGCUUUAUCCAUGUGCUGAUGUAUUCAUACUAUGGGUUGUCUACCAUUCCCUCGAUGCACAAGUACUUGUGGUGGAAACGCUAUCUCACACAGGCCCAGCUGGUUCAGUUUAUAUUAACUAUAACACACACAUUAAGUGCAGUGGUUUUCCCCUGUGGUUUUCCUCUGGGCUGCCUGUUCUUUCAGUCCAGCUACAUGGUUACACUUGUUAUCUUGUUCAUCAAUUUUUACAUGCAGACAUACAGAAAAAAGCCAGCUAGAGAUGACAAAGCUAAGGAGAUGAUGAGAAACCACAUAAACGGGACCUCAUCCUGUGUUAAUGGAGCCAAACAUAAGCAUCAGUGAUGACACAUCAUUACUGAUUCUUUAAAAUCCAUCUUUCAUGUUAGCUAACCUAAUACCAGGAAUAAUCCUCAUAUGUAAUAAUGUAGUUGUGCUUUUUAUAUAGAGUAGUUAUUAACCUUUGUAUUUUGGCUUUCUUUGUUCCUCUGAAAACUUGAAUGUUAUGAUUUUAGUGUUGUACUGUAGCCAUGUAUGGAAGUGGCACACUCAGUAUCUUGAGCAUUUGAAAAUAAUGUCAAUAUUUUCCUGAGAGCCAGGAGAUUCCAUAAUCAAAAAUUACACAUUUUAAUCACAUCAUCAGUCAUCACAUGAAACUAAUUGUUAUAUAAAGUCAAGAUUAGUUUCAUUCAUACUUUGUCCCACACUGACAAUCAUGGACUUAGAAAAUUUACACAUCACUGUCAUUAUACAUUGAGGGAAAAAAAUUUUGAUCCCCUGCUGAUUUUAUGUUUGCCCACUGACAAAAAAAUGAUCAGUCUAUCAUUUUAAUUGUAGGUUUAUUUUAACACAGUGAGAGAGUAACAAAAAAUUUUAGAAAAAUGCAUUUCAAGAAAGUUAUAAAUUGAUUUGCAUUUUAAUGAGUGAAAUAAGUAUUUCAUCCCCUAUCAAUCAGCAAGAUUUCUGGCUCCCAAGUGUCUUUUAUAUAGGUAACAAGCUGAGAUUAGGAGCUUAAAAGGUAGUGCUCCUAAUCUCAGCUUGUUGCCUGUAUAAAAGACACCUGUCCACAGAAGCAAUCAGAUACAAAACUCUCCACCAUGGCCAAGACCAAAGAGCUGUCUAAGGAUGUCAGGGAUAAGAUUGUAGACCUACACACUGCUGGAAUGGGCUACAUCACCAAGCAGCUUGGUGAGAAGGUGACAACAGUUGGUGCGAUUAUUCGCAAAUGAAAGAAUAACAAAAUAACUGUCAAUCUACCUCGGUCUGGGGCUCUAUGUAAGAUCUCACCUCGUGGAGUUUCAAUGAUCAUGAGAACGGUGAGGAAUCAGCCCAGAACUACACGGGAAGAGCUCGUCAGUGAUCUCAAGGGAGAUAGGACCAUAGUCACCAAGAAAACAAUUGGUAACACACUACGGUGUAAAGGACUGAAAUCCUGCAGAGCCCACAAGGUCCCCCUGCUCGAGAAAGCACAUGUACAGGCCCGUCUGAAGUUUGCCAAUGAACAUCUGAAUGAUUCAGAGAAGAACUGGGUGAAAGUGUUGGUCAGAUGAGACCAAAUCAACUCAACUUGCUGUGUUUGGAGGAGGAGGAGGAAUGCUGCCUAUGACCCCAAGAACACCAUCCCAGGUCACAGGACAACUGCAUCACAUGAAAGGGACGAUGGAUAUACAGAUCUGCAAAGAGGAGUUGGACAAAAUCCCUCCUGAGAUGUGUGCAAACCUGGUGGACAACUACAAGAAAAAUCUGACCUCUGCCAAAAAGGGUUUUGCCACCAAGUACUAAAUCAUGUUUUGCAAAGGGGUCAAAUACUUAUUGCACUCAACAAAAUGCAAAUCAAUGUGUAACUUUUUGAAAUGCGUUUUUCAGGAUUUCUUUUGUUAUUCUGACUCACUUUUCAACUAAACCUACUAUUAAAAUUAUAGACUGAUCAUUUCUUUGUCAGUGGGCAAACGUACAAAAUCAGCAGGGGAUCCCUCACUGUAAUAUUUGGCUCUUCACCACAAUAAUAUAGGGAAUUAAAUCAGUGGACAAAAGUUCUAUAUAGAUGGGAUUAAAUUUACAUGGGGUUCUGGCGUAAUUUCCUGUUUUACAGAUGCUCCUCUGUGACUAUUCUUUUCCGGAUUGGCCACAUUGGCAUUUCGAUCUGUCAUCAUCUGAGAAAAUUACAGGCUGAAGUUUGAUAAUUGUCUGAUAAUUUUAGUCUUGUUCGCAUUCACCUAUUUUCUGUGCAGACGUUGCUUCACAUUGGAAAAAUAAGCUCCUACGUUUGUGUUAUUUCUGCCUGGGUGUUAGAUUUUUAUAUCCGAGUAGAUGUGUAAAAUUAUAUUACUGAGGGCUCCCUAACAAAUCUUAACAGAACUAGAGAGUUCUUUUGGACUACAGCAACAUGAGUUGACUGGGUGGCCAUUGUGUGGACAUUCCUAAAAACACAGUGCCUUGCAGAAUAAAUCAAAAUGACAGUUUUUUUUUUAAUUCAGUGCUCCUAGCAUAAUUAUAAAAUUAUUUGUAGAAAAGAAUAUUUUGUUCUCUCUCUCUCUCUCUAUAUAUAUAUAUAUAUAUAAAAAAAAUAUAUAUAUAUAUAUAUAUAUAUAUAUAUAUAAAAAUAUAGAAUAAAUAAUAUAUUUUAUUAAUAAGAGAAUAUUAAGAGUAUAAGAUUUCAAUUUCAUGGUAGAGCCCACUAGCAGUAUAUUUUCAAACGCCUAAUGACAAUGGUUUAAAAAAAAAAAGAGCAUACUAUUAAUACACUAUUUAGUGUGAUCCUUUCAUUUCAUACAGACCCAAGACCAACUCCUUUUUGUAUAUACAGGGCAAAUGAUGACCUGGCCAUUUUUUGGCCUAAAUGCAACAUCUUACGCAAAAUUAUUUGGGUAUGCAUUUAAUUAAAAAUGUUGGAGUAAUCAUGUAAUCUCUUGAUCUUUAGAUAAAAUCAGAAAGGUUCAAAUCUGAGAUUCUCUAAUCUUCAAAAAUAAACUAGUAUGUGUCAAAUCAAUAA